Molecule: messenger RNA, 5663 nt
Organism: Caretta caretta (loggerhead turtle)
Lineage: Eukaryota; Metazoa; Chordata; Testudines; Cheloniidae
Source: RefSeq, a predicted model, not a curated record
CGCCCUCCCCGGCCCUGGAGCGGAGAGUGGUAAAGCCCAGCCUAGGACUAUCACCCAGCCCCAUGAAGUAGCCCUUGUGCGCUGCUACCCAGGCAUCACCCAGAGCAGCCGCGGGAGGAGGCGCCAGGCAGGCAGGCAGCCGGCCGGCCGGCUUCCAGGCAUCUCCGUGCGCUCCGAGCUCCUUCCACACCCCCAGCUCCGAGCAGAGCGCGAACCGGCUCCCCAUCCCCUGUGCUCCUGCCCCGCAGCCCCGGGACCAAGCCAUGAAGCAGGCUCUGAUGGAAGUCAUGAGGAUGAACAGGAUUUGCAGGAUGGUCCUGGUCACUUGCUUCGGAUCCUUUAUCCUGGUCAUCUUCUAUUUCCAAAGUAUGUUGCAUCCAGUAAUACGUAGGAAUCCAUUUGGAAUGGACAUCUGUUGUCGGAAGGGGUCAAGAAGCCCGCUCCAGGAACUGUACAGUCCCAUCCAGUUACCGCGUUGGGAACCUCUUCCUUUUUAUGGAAAUCAGCAAUGUGUUAGCAGUGUCAUAACAGAUACUGAAAGUGUAUGGUGGCCUCGAGCAAUGCAGUUGGAGUUGUCUAAUACAGCAAUCCUUCAUCAGAUUAGGAGAGACCAAGUCACAGAUACAUGUCGAGCCAACAGCAUGUCUAGCAGGAAACGCCGUGUGCUGACACCCAACGAUCUCAAACAUUUGGUGGUGGAUGAAGAUCAUGAAAUGAUCUAUUGUUAUGUGCCCAAAGUGGCCUGUACAAACUGGAAGAGAAUCAUGAUGGUCUUGACAGGAAGGGGCAAAUACAGUGACCCCAUGGAAAUACCAGCCAAUGAAGCCCAUAUAUCCUCAAACCUGAAGACCCUCAACCAGUACAGCAUUCCAGAGAUCAACCACCGUUUAAAAAGCUACAUGAAGUUCCUGUUUGUCCGCGAGCCUUUUGAGAGACUGGUGUCAGCCUACAGGAACAAGUUCACCCAGAAGUACAACACCUCCUUUCACAAGAGAUACGGUACCAAAAUCGUGAGGCGCCAAAGGAAAAAUGCCACCCAGGAGGCUCUGCGUAAAGGUGACGACGUGAAAUUCGAGGAGUUUGUGGCAUAUCUCAUUGACCCACAUACCCAAAGAGAAGAACCUUUCAAUGAGCACUGGCAAACUGUCUACUCCCUCUGUCACCCCUGCCAUAUCCAUUAUGACCUCAUAGGAAAGUAUGAGACACUUGAAGAUGAUUCCAAUUACAUCCUUCAACUUGCAGGAGUAGGCAGUUACCUGAAGUUCCCCACCUAUGCAAAGUCUACGAGAACUACUGAUGAAAUGACCACAGAGUUCUUCCAGAACAUCAGCUUGGAACACCAAACACAACUGUACGAAGUCUACAAACUUGAUUUUUUAAUGUUCAAUUACUCAGUGCCAAGCUACCUGAAACCGGAAUGAGAGGGAGAAGGAGGAAAGAAAGCCUGUUUUAUUUAAGAUUUUUAUUUGUCAUAAUAAAUAUGGAGAAUUGUUAUUUUGUAAAUUAAUAUUUUCUUUUUGAAUGAUGCUGCGAGCAGCACAGUCGAAAUUAUUUAAAUCAUCUGUAAGAAAGGACAGUUCUCUUUGCGGGGUAACAGGAUGGUGACGAUCUCGCUUUAGAAAUGAAUAUUACUGCUACACUGUUUAUAAACGUUAAUUGUGUUCUGGUGAAUUUCAUUUAUCUUUGCAUUCAACAAAUUCUAAUUAAUGUUAUUUAUACUUAUUUAAAACAUGGUCUCUUGGUAGGUUUCACUUUAGCAGCAGAAAUACGACAAUAUUUGGACAAAGGGAAUCUGGUUUAUGCUUUCCUCAGCUGAAUUUAUUAGUUUAUUGUUACUAGCCAGAUGUUUUGGAAACCCUAGUAGAAAUAAUUUCUUCCAAGGUGAUUCUGCACUUAAAGCAAAAUUAGAAAGUUAUCUUCCCAUACCUGAAAGAAAAACAUGAAACACGUUUUGUUACACACAAUAGUUAAAAUCCAGGACUAAAAGAAAUUGGAUGUAUCCCUUGAAGAAAGCAAGAAUACAUUUUUCUUAUCUGGACAUGGUAAUAUCACCAAUAUUGUUUGUGUCCCAGUGCCUGGCAUUUCCAAGCCUGUCAGCCCAAUGAAUGCUGACAGGGAUUUGUCCAUAUUACAUACCAACAAAAUAUGGGCCAAGAGUUUCAAAACUAACUUGAGAUUUUGAAUGCCCAACCUGAGCCACCUUAAUGGAGGCCUGAUUUCAGCGAGUGGGUGCUUAACACUUCCUAAAAAGUCAGGCCCUUUUAAACGAUCUCACUUUGGGCACCCAAACUCACUAGGCACUUCAGAGAAUCUUGGCAAUAAUAAGUUUGUAUAUAUUAUAUAGGCAUCCAAAAAGAUCACCUUCGUAUUGAUCUGAGCAUACGGGGCAAUAAAAGAAUUCCUGUUUCCUUAAUACAUGUUGGUUUCAUAGCCUCUCGCCUCCAGGGGUAGCGUUGUUUUCCAUUUAUUAGUCAAUAUUAAACACCAUUGGUGAGCGUGUUUCUAAUUUCCAGCAAUUUAAUAUUGCACCUGAGCUAAGUCUAGUAUGAGAACAUGACCCUUUGAUGUAAGGUGAAUGUUUCAGUAGCAGUUGCUCCGUAUAUAAUGUUUGUUGAAAUGGCAUAUUGUGCUAGGAGGAGGAGAUUGUUCAAAACAUUCUCCAGAUAACAAAAUAAACAAAGUAUGGAUAAUUUAGUCACUAUAAAUAAGAAAAAAUGGUAUUCUAAUCUAGUCCUAUUUGUUUAAUUUUAUCUGCGUUGGAUGUAAAUGGGAUCUACAACUAAGAUGGCAGUGGGCAUGCUGUUUAUGAAAUAUUAUGUACUCACUACCGAGCUGUCUUGACCUGGAGAGGCAGCAGAGUGAACUAAUUCAAUACAUUGCUUUACCACUUUCUUCUGGCUCAUUUUCCUGUAGCUGAAGAUGGAACAGAGGAAUUUGUCAGAAUCAGGUGUUGAUAAAGUACAUUUUACUUGUCAAAGUGGCAGCCUAGAUUCUAUAGCCUUUAUGGUAAUAUUUUACAAAAUCAAAGAUUGCUAUUGAUUUUUGCAAACAUUCAUUGGGCUGGCAUUUUGUUUUGCAAAAAAACAAAGUGAUGGGUAAAAAACUUUCAGAGGUGCCUAUGUGAUUUAGGAGCCUACAUGUGAUGCUUUUUUACUUCGAGUUGUCCAUAUCCAUCUCUCACUAUAAUCAAAUUCCCAACGUUCAAACAGUUGUGAGGAGGGUUAGAUAAAACAGCGCUGCUCUUGAUCCAAUUUAUCAGUCUCUGGGUUAGACCCUGGAAUUACACAGAUUUACAAUUGUCAGGCACCAGGACCCACACAGACAUUGUUGACUUUUAAAGGUGACUAGGCCUUCGAGGAAAUAGGACUUGGUCUUAUUUUGCAAAGCUAUUGCUGGACAAAAAUCUCAGAUGAAGACAAAGGACAAAGUAACACAGCUAACAAGAAGCAACUACCAUACUUUCACAGCUGAAAUUUGGCCUUUAAAAAACCCAGCCCCCCUCGUCAAUUCUCAAAUGGACAUUCUAUAUAUAAAAUCCAGAUAUUAUUUGGGAGAGAGGAUAGCAGCAGGGCUAGCUAGUAUGCAAUUGGCUGUUUGAAUUUAUGAAUUCCUAAGUGGCUUCUGACGGCCUACUCAUUUUUUACUUGAAAGCAGUUUUGUCUUGGACAGCGUGUGUGAGGAUCUGGUACAAGUGCCUAUCACAGUGUGUGCCCUGUCUUUCUUUUAUUAUGUAGUUCAAUGGUUAUAUAUUUGCUUUUUUAAAACCCCAUCUACACUUAUGGUGGAUUUUUUCUACAAGUUAUUUAUCGGUUGUAUCUGCUUGCUCAGAGUUGUGCCUGGCAGGAUUAGUAUUUUGGUCCAAUUUUCUCUAUCAUCCAUUGGGUGUUUUUCCCCCCCUCUACGGGACGUUAUUUUAAAAUUGUCAUGGAAGAGAAAAUGCUGGUCAGUACAUUUUUAAAAACUAAGGAAUGAUGCACUUUCCCCCUGUCUUUUUGUUUUUACUCAUCCCUUGUCAUCACCACAAUUUCAUCUGUUCUUAUAUAUUCUCAUUCAUUUGACUGUUUUGUGGACACGUUUUAUGUCAUGGUUUUUGGUAAAAAGCACUUGGUGAAGGAGUCUGGAAAAUGAGGAAAUUGCAUCCUAUUUAAAGAACCAAGAUUUUCAACUGCAGCUGGGAAUUCAGAUGCCUAAAUUGAGGCACUUUAAGAAAGCCUGAUCUCAGAAGGCAGAUGCUCAGCACUUCUGAAAAUCCUCAUAAAAGGUGUCUCGCAUGGGGCACCCAGAAUUGCUUUUUGUUCUUGAAAGUCUUGGGCCUAGAUUAUCACAGGGUGUUGAUUUAAAUAAGGUAGAACAAGUUUUUAAAAAAACAAUUGACAAAUAGACUAUGGUAACAUCCUGCUUCCUAAUUUGGACUAAACAAGAGGAUCUACUUAAAACUACGGGCUGAAUUGAUUUUACUGAGCCAAAUUUGCUUUUGCCUGAACCCAUAGAGAUACGGCUCUGAGGAUCUUCCUAUAUAGUCAAAAAGGCACCAUCCUUUCACAGUGAAAAGACUGCCAGAAAACAAGAUUUCUCUUUUUCUCCCACAAUUUCCCAAACCCAAGGUUAAAGAUUGAGUCCAGCAGUGGAAUUCAGAGCAUCCAUAUGACAGAGCUAGGACUAGGACUAGGCCCCUAGCCCUUGCCUCACAACCAUUUAUCUUGUCUCAAGAAGCCUUUUAGAGUAAUGCUAUUAGUUCCUCCAUAAGGUACCAGUGAAAGUAGAGUUGUCAACUGUUCUGAUCCUUAAUUCCACUACCACACCACUCUCAACUAAUAUUUGUUAAGACCAAUGCAAACUUCACAGAACAGAGGUUCCAUAAGUGUAGUUUGACUUAAAUAUUUUGGUGGAGGGGAAGCAGUUUCAGUCAGGCCAACAGGGCCAUUGGCAGGGGCGAGAAAAUCCAUGCCUGCCCAAGGCUUGCACUUUCGGAGGGAGCAGGGCAAAGUGGCCAAAGCUGAAAAAUGAGAGUAUAAAACUAAGUACACAAUGUUGAUCCCAAACAGUACAUACAAAUCCUGAGUCCAUGUCUUCAUGCUCUAGUAGUUAUCAGUGUUGAUAGAUACAGUGGAUCCAAACCUGUAAGCUUGUGGACUCCAAACUAUACUUAGUCCACAUCAUGAAAUGUCAUCUAGUUAGAGUUCUCAGAAAUCUGACUUCCUCCAUGCUUCAGCCUCCUAAGAAACUUUUUGAGAGACCUUUUCCGAGACUGUCUAACCAAGUCUUACACACUGCAACAGCAAAGUGCUUUUAGAAGUAAAUUGACCCCUGCUGUUUUACUGUAGUCUGCUGCACUUUUCAGGUACAAAAAGGGACUGUCCUUACUAUUACUCUUGUUACAGAGAGUGUUAUUUUCUUACAUGCAUGCACAAUACAUGUAUAUAUAAUUUAACAUCGAUGUGCAGUUUGAUUUUUUUUUACCUAUUUGUAUGCAGUAGAAGGCUUGUUGUAGAAAAGUAUCUCCUCAUAUCUGAAUAUACUAUUAAUAAAACAAAAACAAAAAAAGCUAACUUAUACAUUGCCAACAAAAGUGUGAACUGCUCAUGAAUCUUUCCCUGAAGAGAAAAAAAGCCAUUCAAGCCUGAUUAUUUUUCUAAGUAACUUCAAUUAAAUUGAAGAAAGAG